Molecule: messenger RNA, 1533 nt
Organism: Chiloscyllium plagiosum (whitespotted bambooshark)
Lineage: Eukaryota; Metazoa; Chordata; Chondrichthyes; Orectolobiformes; Hemiscylliidae
Source: RefSeq, a predicted model, not a curated record
AUAUGCAUUCUUUUUAUAUCCUAAAGAACUCCUAGUUCAUGGCAUCCACAUUGUUGUAGGACCCAUAGCAUUGUGAUCCUGACGGUACUGAAUCCGAAGUGUGAAUUCCCCUCGUGUUCGCCCUGUGCCUGUUCUUCCUCUGUUGGCAGUGGGCUCUGCUGAAUGUUGUGGGAACAGUGUUUGUGUUUCUCCUGCUUGAAGCCAUUUCUUUGUGUUUUCCCUUCCCUUGCAGUGAUGUCACUGACAGCUACCCCUGCCUGGCAACAGCCUCCUGAGCUGCACCGAAUGUCCCCACAAACUGCGUCUCCAAUGUCCCCACACUCAGCUCCAACAUGUGGGCAUUGCCCUGCCCAUGGGCAGACUCCGGACCAUGUCCCUGAGAGGCCACCAUUGCCCCAAGAGGUAGAUUGUGCUCUGUUUAACAACUCUAAUCACAGUGAGUCUGCUGCAGCACCUCAUCCAUUGCAUAGAGAACAGAAACAAACACUGGGAGAGAGGAAAACUGACAUUCAACAUGAUCCAGCAACUAAUGGAUACCAUAAGGGACAACCUACCUCGACAGUUGGCCCAAACAGAAAAGGGAAGAUGAGUGCGGAGGAGCAGAUGGAGAGAAUGAAGAGACACCAGGAAGCACAUCUCCAGGAACGGUGUGGCUCUGCUGCUCCAUCCCAGAGGCGAUUGACUGUGUCCUCCCUAAUGAGAGAGGCCUCUCCAAGGGCAUCGAAACGCAACUCCGUGAACCUCCUGGACAAUAGACCGGUGACUACUAACAUGGUAGCCUCUCGAUCCCAACCCAGAAACAUCUGGAAUAGUCUGGUCAAACCAACGACUGCGUCAGAGACACCUGAAACUCCAAAUGUGACUGCAUCAAGUAAAUUGAUGAUGACAUUAUCAUCGCCAAGAACAACAACUGAAAACCAAACCCAAAAAAAUAAUCGCAUUGUCAGAAAAGAGUGUAAUCCCAGUAAGGUAAUCAUCACCUCCCGAUACAUCGAUGCAGACCCUGGGACACCCCUUAGCCCAGAGCAGCUGCAGGAGAAGGAAAGAACAUUGCAGAAAAUCAAGACCAUGAUCGCAAAGACCAGUCCUGCUGUAGCUGGGAACUGGGCCGCUGCAGAUCGAGCCAUGCAGCUGGGAGAGAGAGAGAGGGAGCGGAUUAUUACUCUCUCGUACAGUCUCGCCACUGAAGCCUCACAGCACAGCAAGGCCCUGGCAGCUAAAGCUUUAGCUGAGUUCCGGAAGCAGGAGGAGAAGUCAAACAGUCCCCAGGGCACAGGACUCUCUGAGGAAACUGCGUCUCAGUCAGAACUGCAGCAAAAUGGACUCACUUUCAAUUUAGGACAUCACAAAGAGACAAUCAAUCCACACUCAGGAUAUUAUGAAGAAUCAGCCAACACAAAUUCAGGCCAAAAUAACCAAUGGGAAAGUACCAAUCAGAGGCAGUGAUGUGGAGGUGCUGGUGUAGCACGGGGCUGGUCAAGGCCUGAAGUCACAUGACUCCAGGUUAUAAUCCAAUGGGUCUAUUUGAAAUCA